UAUCUGGUAUAGGGUUGGUACAGUCCUAAAUACAGAAAGUAAGGUCGGAGAGAGUGUUUUUGGUGUCUUCUUGCAUCCGGCAACAGUAAUCAUGCUAGUGCUCGUGUUUCUGAGUGUGUUCGCCCUGGUGUACUACAUCAAUUUCCGCCGAUCGCGGAAACGGUUGUACGAGCUGGCCAAUCGGAUACCGGGCCCGUUCGAUUAUCCGCUGAUCGGCAGCGUACUCGUCGCUCUUGGUAGGGGACCGCUCGAGGUGAUCAGUUACCUGAUGGAAAGGAUGCACCAUCUACCGUCACCGAUGAGGGCCUGGUUCGGACCGUUCCUGAUGGUGGUCAUCGAUCGACCGGAGAUGGUCCAGGAGGUGCUCAACUCACCGGCCUGCUCCCAGAAACCGUACAUGUACGAUUUCUUCCGGCUCAGCAAGGGUCUGUUCGCGGCACCACUCGAUACCUGGCGUGUCCACCGGAAGCUGCUGAACCCGUCUUUCUCGCCAGCGGUGCUUAAAAGUUUCGUGCCAAUCUUGAACACCAAAGCGGCCCAGUUUGCGCGCGAUCUUAAUGAGCGAGCUGUGGCUGGUGAAUGCUUUGACAUCCAUGAUCUUCUUGCGCGCUAUACGCUCCUGUCGAUCACGAAAACAUCGAUCGGAGUGGAGCUGGGAGAACAGGAUGAGUCGGUACUUCAUAAGUACACCCACAAUGCGAUUGUGAUGUUCACAAACUGCUUCGAGCGUAUCUAUAAGGUUUGGCUGCACCCGGAGUUCAUCUACAGACUUACAUCCGCGUAUCGGGAGGAGAAUGAGCGGAUGGCAAAGUUCAAAAUGAUGUCGCGUAAGAUUAUGGAGAAGCGACGUGCGAUUCAGAGUGAAUGCAAGUCACCUCAAGCCUCCCCGGAUGACAACGAAGAAUAUCCAAAGGCUAGAAGGUUCAUCGAUCGGCUGGAGGAAAUGGCGGCCGAUCCACAACUGCGAAUCGAUGACGACUGUUUCCAGCAGCACAUCGAUACGCUCAUCUUUGGUGGUAACGAUACGUCCGCCCAAACCAUGGCCAAUAGCUUCCUUACGAUGGGCAUGUUCCCAGAGCUACAGGAAAAGCUCUACCAGGAGGUCAUGAGCGUCUGUCCAAGUGGGCCCAUCUCGUACGAGGAUCUUACCCGGCUUACCUACAUGGAGAUGUUUGUGAAGGAAACGUUACGCCAUCUGCCGAUUACGGGCACGAUUGCCAGGGCGCCGGCACAGGAGGUCCAGGUCUGUGACAUCACCAUUCCGGCUGGUACGAUGAUCUUAAUACCGUUUCUCAAGAUGCACCACAACAAGAGCGUCUGGGGAGAGGACGCUGAGACGUUCAAUCCGGACCAGUUUCUACCGGAACGGUGUGCCGAGCGCCAUCCGUACGCGUUCAUACCGUUUAGUGCGGGUCCGCGCAAUUGCAUUGGCAUGAAGUUUGCGUGGAAUUCGAUCAAAAUUCUGCUCACCCAUGUAGUUCGCCACUAUCGUGUCCAUACGGACAUUCGGCUAAGGGAUAUCAAGCUUUCACUGUCGCUGGUAAUGAAACUGAACACGAAACACCUGAUACGAUUAGAACGCCGAACGGAAGUUCUACGGUGAAGAGGUGCUAUCCUCAGUAAAACCCAGGUUUUCCCAGCAGAAACAAUAGAUAGUAAAAUGGUUUUAGGGAAAAAGGAAGUCCCCCGCGUUAAUGGUGAUGCCAAGUAUCACCUUUAACCUAUCCCCGGGCCGAUCGGAUCGUAAUGUUGUAAGCACUGGGGUGCUAAUAACGUAGUGCCAACAGUAGCACAAUCAAAGAAACAACGGUGGCCGGGUCCUAUGGAUCUUGAAGACGACACCGUGCAAUCAUCUAUAUAGCGAGGUGUAGGCCAUUGCAUAGGGCCUUCAUUAAAUAUAAUUGACUCCCGCACGUUCAUGACGCUCCCUUUUGAGCCCCAGCCAUACAGGAGCAAUCAAGCCGAUCAAGUGAUGCGGUAAAGAUAUUGAGUUCCCCCCGGUAGGAGCUGUAGAGUGUGUGAAUAUUUCCGUAUUAUUGCAACGCGCUAAUUACUCAUCACUCGAUCGCGAAGAUCUCGGCGAGAGCGAGAGCUGGCGUAUCUGGCGUAUGACAUGAAAGUGAUCAAACGCGAUCGUACCGGCAAACCGUGAGCACAGCUGUAACGGUACUUAGCAAACCUCGUGCUGCGAGGCACCAGAUUUCGUUGCAGUGACGUCCAACCUGUGUGAACGUUAGCCAAUGCAAACAGUUUUACGAUGGGCUACUGGCAGUUAAGCUGAUUGCGUGACAAGGUAACCACUUCCCCAUUGCAAAUCACAGUUAAAAUGGAUCCAUAAAACCGGAUCAUUAUUAUGUUUCCGAUGUUUGCAUGGAUGCUCGUGUGUCGGAUCGCUUUUAGGGACUUAAUUUUUACAACGAAAAUCGCAAAAGCAAUGUGAUAAAUGAUGCUUUGAAGUUAUUUGCAAAACUUUUUAUACGAUACGUUUUCUGUAAAGAUUUAUUUCUUGGAUACGGUUAAAUGGUACCAUAUUGUUGUUCAGUAGUGAUGGUGUAAUGAUAGAAAAUCCAUAAAAUCACAAAUUAGUUGUAAGAUUUUAAGCACACCUGUAACCCUGCUAGAACUGACUCUAUUAGGU
Messenger RNA from Anopheles aquasalis, 2638 nucleotides. RefSeq names its product cytochrome P450 4C1-like. Lineage: Eukaryota; Metazoa; Arthropoda; Insecta; Diptera; Culicidae. The record is from RefSeq and is a predicted model, not a curated record. Gene Ontology annotation, molecular function: heme binding; iron ion binding; oxidoreductase activity, acting on paired donors, with incorporation or reduction of molecular oxygen.